This is a messenger RNA of Penicillium expansum, 231 nucleotides long. Its product is annotated as Acyl-CoA oxidase/dehydrogenase, type 1. Gene Ontology annotation, molecular function: oxidoreductase activity, acting on the CH-CH group of donors. The transcript has a single exon. The record is from RefSeq and is a predicted model, not a curated record. NCBI's taxonomy places the organism in Eukaryota, Fungi, Ascomycota, Eurotiomycetes, Eurotiales, Aspergillaceae. The coding region runs from base 1 to 231 and encodes 76 amino acids.
AUGCCCACCGAUCACGCAAUGGUGGAACUGAAUAGUGUACGGGUGCCUGGGUCGGCGGUUUUGGGAUCGGUCGACCAGGGACUAGCCAUCGCCCAAAAGUUUGUGCACGAGAAUAGAAUUCGUCAAGCCGCCAGCUCUUGUGGGGCCGCGCGAUACUGUCUGGACGGAAGCAUCGAGCGCGCACGGGCACGGAAGAUAUGGGGAGAGGAAAAAACCCUGGCCGAUAACUAG